Ascochyta rabiei is the source of this 612-nucleotide messenger RNA. RefSeq names its product p24 complex component. The transcript has 4 exons. NCBI's taxonomy places the organism in Eukaryota, Fungi, Ascomycota, Dothideomycetes, Pleosporales, Didymellaceae. The record is from RefSeq and is a predicted model, not a curated record. Gene Ontology annotation, cellular component: endoplasmic reticulum; endoplasmic reticulum-Golgi intermediate compartment; COPII-coated ER to Golgi transport vesicle. The coding region runs from base 1 to 612 and encodes 203 amino acids. Gene Ontology annotation, biological process: protein retention in ER lumen; intracellular protein transport; Golgi organization.
AUGCUGUUCCCGUCCCUCGGCCUCCUCGCAGCGGCGAGCAGCCUGCUCUCUCUGAGCUCGGCGCACAACAUCCAGAUGAAGGCGCACCAGCGCGAAUGCUUCCACGAGCAGCUGCACAAGGACGACAAGAUGACGGUCACGUUCCAGGUCGGCGACAGGGAAUUUGGCGGAAGCGGCAGCUUGGAGAUUGACUUCUGGAUCGAGACACCCUCCGGCACCUUCCAGAUUCACGAGCGCGGCGUGUCCUCGGGCGACCACUCGUUUGACGCAAAGGAAGACGGCAAGUACACAUACUGCUUCAACAACGAGCACUGGGGCGCAAACACAAAGGAGGUUUCUUUCAACGUGCACGGCAUUGUUUACGUGCCCGAGUCGGAGGCGCCCCAGGAUCCAUUGGAGAAGGAGGUCCACCAGUUGUCAGAGCUCGUCUCGCAGGUCAAGGAUGAGCAGGGCUACAUUGUCGUUCGUGAGAGAACCCACAGGAACACGGCCGAGAGCACCAAUGCGCGAGUGAAGUGGUGGAGCAUCUUCCAGAUCCUCGUCCUCGGCGCAGAGGGCAUUUUCCAGGUCUGGUGGCUGAAGAGAUUCUUCGAGGUGAAGCGUGUGGUUUAG